Dentiscutata erythropus is the source of this 744-nucleotide messenger RNA. Lineage: Eukaryota; Fungi; Glomeromycota; Glomeromycetes; Diversisporales; Gigasporaceae. The record is from the annotation of a GenBank genome assembly.
AUGGUUAAUAAUGAAGAAUUAACCAAAGAACAACAAAUCAAAGCAAAAGAAUUUUUUCUUACAGAAGAAGACUUAUUUGCUUUAAGUAUUGAAAAUAUGGGCUGUACAAAUGUUACUACCCAUAGAAUAAACACAGAAGACACCAUUCUGAUUAAACAAACUUAUUAUAGAGCCACCUAUGAAGAAAAUGAGUUUAUUAGAAAAGAAAUCAAUAAACUUAAAAAACAAGGACUUAUAUUUGAAAUAAACAAAGAACAUUUAGAACAUUUAAAAAUAAUUUUUGAAAAAUUACGAAAGGCCGAAUUAAAGUUAAAUCCGGAAAAGUGUACCUUCUUUAAAUCUGAAAUUAAUUACCUGAGACAUGUAAUUAAUAAGGAGGGGGUGAGACCGGAUGAAUCAAAAGUUGAAAAGGUUAAAAAUUUUUCCAUACCAGUAAAUAUUCGCCAACUAAGGGGAUUUAUAGGAUUAGCAUCCUAUUAUUGCCGAUUUAUAAGAGGAUUUGCCUCAAUAGCCCGUCCAAUUCAUAAACUGUUAGAGAAAAACGUUCCCUAUAGGUGGAAAGAAGAACAACAAAACGCAUUUGUGACUUUAAAAAGACACCUUAUAAUGGCACCCAUUUUAAGGUAUCCAAAUUUUAAAGAAGAAUUCUUUUUAUAUACCGAUGCUUCUGGCAUGAGAUUAGAAGCUAUCCUAGCUCAAAAAGAUAAAGACUACAAAAAAUAUGUGGUAGCCUAUGCAAGCUGA